UAGACAGACACGUAAUCGAAAGGCAAAAGAGCCGCGUCAGUUUCACGCUUUCAAAAUCAAAACCCUUUCUAAUAUAAAAACCCUAAUUCCCUUCGUUUAUAUUCACUCUCUCACACACACAUCGCUCUUCUUCUUUCAAACAACGCUACUUUCUUUAUGGCUUUGCCCAAUCAGCAAACCGUUGAUUACCCUAGCUUCAAGCUUGUCAUCGUCGGAGAUGGUGGAACAGGAAAGACAACAUUUGUGAAGAGGCAUCUUACUGGAGAAUUUGAGAAGAAAUAUGAACCAACCAUUGGUGUGGAAGUGCAUCCAUUGGAUUUCUUCACAAACUGUGGCAAAAUUAGGUUCUACUGUUGGGAUACUGCUGGACAAGAGAAGUUUGGUGGUCUCAGAGAUGGAUAUUAUAUCCAUGGGCAGUGUGCAAUUAUAAUGUUUGAUGUUACUGCCCGACUAACAUACAAGAAUGUCCCUACCUGGCACCGUGAUCUUUGUCGGGUUUGUGAAAACAUCCCAAUUGUUCUUUGCGGUAAUAAGGUUGAUGUGAAGAACAGGCAAGUGAAGGCAAAGCAGGUUACUUUCCACAGGAAGAAGAAUUUGCAGUACUACGAGAUUUCAGCUAAGAGCAACUAUAACUUUGAGAAGCCUUUUCUUUAUCUUGCCAGGAAACUUGCUGGUGAUCCUAACCUGCACUUUGUAGAAUCUCCUGCUUUGGCUCCACCAGAAGUCCAAAUUGAUUUAGUUGCACAACAACAACAUGAGAAUGAGCUUGAAAAAGCUGCUAAUCAGCCACUUCCUGAUGACGAUGAUGAUGCAUUUGACUAGAACUUGUGCGUUUGGGGACCAUCUUCUAGUAGUGUUUGCUUAUUACGUGUGUUUCAGCAGUUGUAUUAUUCAUAUUUUUGGGUGAAAAUUGGAGGAUCUGAAUUCAACCAGUAUGAAAUGUUUUACUUGAAUUGAAAUUCUCAUAUAUCCUGAAUUUGAGAAUCUGAAUUCCCGCAGGAAUUAAAUCUACUAUCAUAGUCCUGUUUGAUAUUA
Molecule: messenger RNA, 1035 nt
Organism: Trifolium pratense (red clover)
Lineage: Eukaryota; Viridiplantae; Streptophyta; Magnoliopsida; Fabales; Fabaceae
Product: GTP-binding nuclear protein Ran1A
Exons: 8
Coding region: 157-822 (221 amino acids)
Biological process (GO): ribosomal subunit export from nucleus; protein import into nucleus
Cellular component (GO): cytoplasm; nucleus
Molecular function (GO): GTPase activity; GTP binding
Source: RefSeq, a predicted model, not a curated record